AUGAAUGAGCUCUCCAAAGUCCGCAAUGAGUUUUACAGAGAAACUGGAUUUCCGGGCGUUAUUGGUGUGAUUGACUGUACACAUGUGUCAAUUGUUCCCCCUUCAAGUAAUUUAAAUUUGAACGAGAACCAAAAUCCUGAACACAUUUAUGUUAACCGAGAUUCGGGUUACCCUUUACGUCAGUGGCUGUUAACACCCAUAUCAAAUCCUACCACAAACGCAGAAGAAUAUUUUAAUAAAAGACAAAUGUCAACCAGAAGCAUUAUCGAACGGUGUAAUGGACUAUUGAAAAUGCGAUUUAGAUGCUUAUUAAAAGAUAGGACAUUACAUUACAAACCUGAGAAAUCAACUGCCAUUAUAAAUGCAUGCACAGUCUUACAUAAUAUGUGUAUUAAAAACAAUGUUCCUAUGCAUGACGUUGAUGAUAUUGAAGAAAUUGGUGAUUUGGGAAUGAUGGAAGAUCAAGUAUUAUUAGCUGAUAACAAUCGAAAUACAGAUCUAACUCUUGGAAGACAGCAGAGGGAAAAAAUUGUUGGAUAUUUAUAUAACAGAAAUAAUGUAUUAUAA
This is a messenger RNA of Acyrthosiphon pisum (pea aphid), 567 nucleotides long. Its product is annotated as putative nuclease HARBI1. The record is from RefSeq and is a predicted model, not a curated record. The transcript has 4 exons. NCBI's taxonomy places the organism in Eukaryota, Metazoa, Arthropoda, Insecta, Hemiptera, Aphididae. The coding region runs from base 1 to 567 and encodes 188 amino acids.